Molecule: messenger RNA, 1458 nt
Organism: Necator americanus (New World hookworm)
Lineage: Eukaryota; Metazoa; Nematoda; Chromadorea; Rhabditida; Ancylostomatidae
Exons: 9
Coding region: 1-1458 (485 amino acids)
Source: RefSeq, a predicted model, not a curated record
AUGUAUUUUCAAUCAUUUGGCAUCCAACAUGAAUGCGAUUCUGUUUAUUUCUUCGUGUUCUCGUACAGCACAACUCGAACUCCGGCGCAUUUCGAAAUUGGCGUUGUGGGAAAUGAAACAUUUCUGGAUUCUGAGGAAGCAAAGAAGAGUGUUGGAAUGAAAAAACACAAAAUUGGCCCGAUAUUUAUUGCUUCUGCUUUCGGCGUUGGGCUUGGGGCCGGAUUCCUUAGAACUAUAUUUGGCUCCCUAAUAGUGCUAAUACGAUGUGGGCAGGGAGCUGAUCAACCGCUCUUCGAGAUCAUUGAUAGCGAAGUUGAACAAGAAUGGUUCGGCACUGCCUCUUCCCUUACUCCAAAUACCUCUUCUAACGAUGUUGUAUUAUACGUCAGGCUGAGCACAACUCAAACUUCGGAGCAUUUCGAAAUUGGCGUUGUGGGAAAAGAAACACUUCUUGAUUCUAAGGAAGUAAGGAAGAGUGUUGGAAUGAAAAAACAAAAAGUUGGCCCUGCUGGAGCACUUUGCGUGGUGGCUUUCGUCGGCAAUAGGACCCCAACCACUUGUCAAUUUUUUUCGCCAAGUUCGAUGUUAUUAAAUUUUGAAGAGCCAGGACUGACUCAUGACAUCCUUGUAUCCCGUACGUCGGUCCGGCCAAAAGCCUGCAAUCAAGUGACUGGGAGGUGCAAGGGAGGCGGUUUGGAGUCGCCUCCAACAAAUAAGCUCCACAUUUCCACUCCAAGAGAACGGAAGUUCUCCCAAAAACUCAUGGGACUAGAGGAUUGCAACCUGCCCAUGGGUUUCAAAUUUUAUGCAAAAUACAGUAAUAGAAAAGAGUCUCCUGAUUCCGAAGGAAAGCCUGGUACGGUAGCACCAGGUAGGAUGGGAUUGCAGGAGUCAUAUAGGUUACCGAAACGGAAAACGACUACGAUGGCGAUCUGUACUUCUAACGUACGUACGCUUGCAUCGGAAGCGGCUAUCGAAGAUAUGAUGAUGCAAGCCAAGAAGAUCAAGUAUGACGUCAUCGGAAUGACCGAGAAGAGACGACGUCACCAUCUCAACGCCGUAUAUGAAACUGGAGAAGAACAGUUUUUAGGAACAUGCGACAGUAGAGGUGUUGGAGGAGUUGGCGUCCUCGUCAACACAAGUAUGACAAAGAACUUCGACUCUUUCGAACAAAUUAUGACCCGAAUCGGAAGUCUGCGGAUCAGAAGAUGUGGACCAACACCAACUUUGAUUAUCUUCGUCGUUUUUGCUCCAACAUCAAGCUACGAUGAAGAAGAAGUCGAAGGUUUCUAUGUGGACCUGGAGAAGUUCUACCGAGAAGAUCAUGCCUUCUACAAGGUCAUAAUUGGCGAUUUCAACGCCAAAGUUGGCCCAAGAAGAACGCCGGAGGAACUUCACAUCGGACCCACGGCCUACAAUGGAACGACCAGGGGGAGAGACUUUCCGAGUUCAUCAUGA